Dichotomopilus funicola is the source of this 1440-nucleotide messenger RNA. RefSeq names its product DHHC palmitoyltransferase-domain-containing protein. Bases 1 to 1440 code for a protein of 479 amino acids. The record is from RefSeq and is a predicted model, not a curated record. The transcript has a single exon. NCBI's taxonomy places the organism in Eukaryota, Fungi, Ascomycota, Sordariomycetes, Sordariales, Chaetomiaceae. Gene Ontology annotation, cellular component: endoplasmic reticulum membrane. Gene Ontology annotation, molecular function: protein-cysteine S-palmitoyltransferase activity.
AUGACAACUCCCAAAACCGGGCCCACGACGCCCGGUCUACACCUUCUUUACAUACCAGCCGUGUGCGCGUUGAUCGCCUUCCAGGGCUACUUCUCACAGUACCUCUUCAACACCGACCCCGAUCUCGCGCCGGGGCCUCUUACACGGAGAGAAAACUACACCUUUAACAUCCUGCUAGCGUGCCUUUGGUUCACCUACUACCGUGCCUGCACCGUCGACCCCGGCCGCUACGUUUCGUCCCCAACAUCCUCCCUUUCUUCCUCCACAGCCGACCCUGAUCUUCGCCCAACCUCGACCUCACACUCCCGACUCGACGCCCGUGAACCGACCCGCUGGUGUAAGAAAUGCGUGGCCCCCAAACCCCUCCGGGCACACCACUGCCGGCACUGCGCGCGAUGCAUACCAAAAAUGGACCACCACUGCCCGUGGACGGGUGCCUGCGUGUCGAUGCAGACGUUCCCCUAUUUCCUCCGAUUUUUGGUUUACACCAACCUUUCGCUGUGGUACCUGGCGUCCCUCAUCUGGCAGCGCGCUGCCGCAAUAUGGGCGGACCGCCAUCUUCCCGCCUACUUGGGCCCGUCGCUGGGCAGUCUGAUUGGCUUGGCAGUGCUUGCGUUGGCGAACUUUGGAACGUCCUUUGCACUAGGGAUACUAUUGUACACAACGGUCAAGGGGUGGGUGUUCAAUAGCACGAUGAUCGAGGACUGGGAGAUGGAGCGACACGAGGCGUUGCUGGGACGGAUGCGGGAUGAAGACGAGGGUGCUGGGGAGUUCUGGGGCGACGAUGGCACCGCAAUGCGCGAGAUGCUCGCCCGGAUCGAGUACCCGUACGACCUCGGCUUUUUUGCCAACAUGGCCCAGGCAAUGGGCACACGAAACCCACUGCAAUGGUUCCUACCCAUAUUCGGGGGCGGCCCGGUGAUCGACAAUACGACGCCUGGCAAAGGGGUCGGGUGGGAGUGGGAGGAGAACGGAUUUAAUGACCUACCUGGACUGUGGCCACCACCGGAUCCAGAGAAGACGAGACAGGCUAAGCGGGGUGGUUGGCCAGGGUCGACAGCUCAGCAGCAGCAGCAGGAUCAGGGGGUUGAUGCUUAUCAACCAUACCAGACACAGGAAGAAAUCAAAGCGGCGUUUGCGAGGCGGCAAGAGGAGGACUUGAUUAGACGACAACAAGCCCAGCUAAGACAGGCCCAGCAACGCUCUGGAAUUAUCACUGAAUUAGAGGAGCUGGAUGGCGAGGAUAACGAUGACGACGACGAGGGCUACCAGGUGGUUGGCAAACCACUGUGGACUAACUCGGACGGUGACCGCCUGUGGGACUACGGGGUUGAUGAAGAUGUCGAAGAAACCAUACCAGCCCGAGCGGAUGACGAGGAUGUGCCUCUGGCUGAGCUGAUGCGACGAAGGAAGGUUCUGACUAGAGAGGAUGAACGCUGA